CACUUCAUACGUGUUUCGUUGAGUCGAGCUACAACCUCUCGUGCUGUCGCUGUGUUGCUAAUACAGUCUGUGAUGUAACUCUUUGAAUAGUAAAAUGGCAAUUUGAGGCGAUAGAGACCGUUAGCGCUUUGUUAUCUGUUAUUAAUGCCGCCAUUUGACGAGUGGAUACUUGGUUAGAAAGUAGCAAGCUAGGAUAAGUACGUUAUCGAUGAAAAUGACUUAAUAGCUUGGCGACGAUGACAACAAACAACAAAUAUUAUGUCUAAUAAUUUGAGUAGGAAAGGUGUGACAUUCACUGUCAGUAGCGCCUAUAUUGAGAACCUGAUGCUCCAGUAUUAAGUCGUGUUAAUAUCUAUGCUAAUGUAGUUAUUUGUCCUAGACUGCACAGCUUCACAUCAUUUAGAUAUCACUCAUGAACUAGCUAUUUUUACUGUAUGAUUAGGUAUUGUUACUAAAAUAUUAGACUUACCUGGCUUGGAAAGGGGUCUGGUAAUUUUAUUACAGGUAUUAUUUCCUAAUGGCAAAGGAAGAAUUCAUUACACAAUGGAACAAAACAGGGGACACUUCAUCACUACGAAACAGGAAAAUCGUUCUCGCCUCAGAAAAGACCUUCGUAACCCCAUCCACUCCAUUGUCAAAGGACAAAAACAGUCAAACUGCUGGACACUUAUCAGAAGAUGACACACAGUCCUCAAAUGGGACGUCUGCUCAGUUUUCAGCCAGAGGAAAUUUCAGUAAUGAGCCCCCAAGCAGAGUGCUGCUGCUGAUGGUGGUGGGGCUGUCUUUCUCUACACGCCUCUACAAGAUAACAGAGCCCCCUCAUGUGUGCUGGGAUGAGACGCACUUUGGAAAGAUGGGAAGCUACUACAUCAACAGGACCUUCUUUUUUGAUGUCCAUCCUCCUCUUGGCAAAAUGCUGAUAGGACUUGCCGGUUACAUGACAGGUUAUGAUGGCACCUUUCCUUUCAUAAAGCCAGGAGAUAAAUAUGAACACCACAACUACUUGGGGAUGAGAGGGUUUUGUGCUGUGUUGGGCUCCUUUCUCCCAGUCUUUGCCUACCUCAUAGUGCUGGAGUUGUCUCAGUCUCACACUGCUGCUCUCAUCACUGCCAGCCUGCUCAUAUUUGACACUGGCUGUAUCACCAUUUCCCAGUACAUCCUGUUAGACCCCAUACUCAUGUUCUUCAUCAUGGCAGCAGUGCUGAGCAUGGUCAAGUUCAACCAUCAGAGAUACAGGCCUUUUGCUGCCUCCUGGUGGCUGUGGCUGGUACUGACUGGUGUAAACCUUGCUGGGGCAUUGGGGGUGAAGUUUGUGGGUCUCUUUGUCAUCCUGCUGGUGGGACUGAACACAGUCUGGGACCUCUGGAGACUUCUGGGAGACCUGAGCCUUUCACUGGUGGAAUUUGCAAAGCACCUCCUGGCUCGGGUUGUCGGACUCAUCCUGCUUCCACUCCUCCUCUACAUUACAGUAUUUGCCAUCCACUUUGUUGUGUUGAACAAAAGUGGACCAGGAGAUGGUUUCUUCAGUUCAGCCUUUCAGUCCCGUCUAAUCGGGAACAAUCUACACAAUGCAUCAAUGCCUGAGUACCUGGCAUAUGGCUCCACCAUUACAGUAAAAAACCUCCGUAUUGCUGGAGGCUAUUUGCACUCUCACUGGCACUUAUACCCAGAGGGAGUGGGAGCAAGGCAGCAACAGGUGACAGCCUAUCUCCACAAGGACUACAACAACCUGUGGCUUGUUCACAGACAGGGUGAUAAUGAAUCUCAAUCUGGGACACCUGAUCUGGUUCGUCAUGGUGACAUCAUUCGACUGGAGCACAAAGAAACAACCCGUAACCUUCACAGUCACCUCCAUGAGGCUCCUAUGACUAAGAAACACUUCCAGGUUACAGGCUAUGGCAUUAAUGGCACAGGUGACACCAAUGACCUGUGGCAGGUGGAGGUGUGUGGAGGUCGGAAGGGUGACCUGGUGAAGGUGCUCCGUAGCAAAGUCCGCUUUCUGCACCGAGCAACCGGUUGUGUGCUUUACUCCUCUGGCAAGACUCUCCCAAAGUGGGGCUGGGAACAGGUGGAGGUGACCUGUAGUCCCUACCUGAAGGAGACUCCAAGCUCUCAGUGGAACAUUGAGGAUCAUAUCAAUCCCAAAUUGCCCAACAUUAGUUUGUCUGUGCUGAAGCCCCAUUUUCUGGAGAUCUUACUGGAGUCCCACAUUGUUAUGAUAAGAGGUAACAGUGGCUUGAAACCCAAAGACAAUGAGAUGAACUCAAAACCCUGGCAUUGGCCUAUCAACUAUCAGGGAUUGAGGUUUUCUGGAGUGAAUGACACAGAGUAUCGUGUUUACCUGCUGGGGAACCCUGUGGUCUGGUGGAUGAACCUAGCCAGUUUAGGAUUGUAUCUUAUCAUGGUGGCAGUGGCGUCUAUAGCCUUCCAAAGAGGUUGCUCAUUGAGCCAAAAAAGAAUAGACCAUUCUCUUGUGCUUAUGAGAGAAGGAGGACUACUACUCCUUGGCUGGCUGCUGCACUACGCACCUUUCUAUACUAUGGGCCGUGUCCUCUACUACCACCACUACUUCCCUGCAAUGCUCUUCAGCAGCAUGCUAACAGGAAUUACAUUAGACAUUCUGUUGAAAAGCGCUGACCUGCUACUCCGCCCGCCUUAUUCUGAUUGGCUGCAGAGAGUCGGGCAGAUGGUACUUCUGUUUAGUGUUCUUUACAGUUUCUACUUGUUCCAUCCACUCUCUUAUGGCAUGACGGGUCCUCUGGCACACGAGUCGGGCAGCGCCAUGGCUGGCCGGAAGUGGUUGGACUCCUGGGAGUUCUAGUCAGCUCUGCACGAAGAAGUCACUAAUAUUGUGAUGAAUAACAGCUGUUCUGAAUAAGAGCGACUUUAAUCAAUCAUGUGUCUCACAGACGUAUGGUACUACAAGGUUUACACAAAAAGAUAAUUUUCAUAAGGUACUGACUGUACACACUACUAUAGAAUCUCUACCUGUCCGGGUAUUUAUGCGUCUCAUCAUUUCCAAGUAUUGUAGUCUAUAAUGUAUAAUGGAUGCUCUGUAAGACAGACCUGAAUCAGUGCAAUAUGAAAGCCAGAGUGUUGUGGAGUAUUUGAUCUAGACACUAACCGUCACCAAGCUGCCUUAACUCACAACACAUCUUACAUCCUGGACUUAUAUAUGUAUAUGUGUGUCCUGUAUGUCACAAUAAUAAGCUCAAGGGCCUGAAGUAACCAAUGAAAGUAAAUCUGAAACGUUCAAAUGCUGCAUCUUCCUGUUUGUCACUUUUAAAGAAAAUACUUUUUGUUACGUAGUUAUCAGAGACUGUAUUUUUGUUUGUGAUUGUCUUGAUCUUAGUGCCCGAUAUUUUGUAUUAGUGCUGUUCAGUACUGGCUUUUGCUUUUACAUUAUAAGACUACUACUGACUCUUAGGGUCAUGUACAUUUCAGUAUGGUCAAUAAACAAUGAUAUUCUUGUA
Siniperca chuatsi (mandarin fish) is the source of this 3473-nucleotide messenger RNA. It is a transcript of the gene pomt2, whose product is annotated as protein-O-mannosyltransferase 2. Gene Ontology annotation, cellular component: endoplasmic reticulum; membrane. Bases 518 to 2821 code for a protein of 767 amino acids. Gene Ontology annotation, biological process: protein O-linked glycosylation via mannose. The transcript is spliced from 21 exons. The record is from RefSeq and is a predicted model, not a curated record. Gene Ontology annotation, molecular function: dolichyl-phosphate-mannose-protein mannosyltransferase activity. NCBI's taxonomy places the organism in Eukaryota, Metazoa, Chordata, Actinopteri, Centrarchiformes, Sinipercidae.